AUGAAACAACUGCUUUUGGAAUACAAUUAUUCGCAUGAUCAGUUGAAGGAAGAAACGAAGCGUUCAUUCCAAGAGCUGAACCUCGACCUCAUCAAUUUGGAUCAUGUGGAGAGUGAAGUUACUGCUAUUCUGUUGUCAAUCAAGCGACACACAAUCAAGAUGUUGUUGACUCUGUUCAAACGAAGUAAAGAAGAGAAGGCAAUUUUGAGCGGUGAUAUAAAACAAUUGUUUUACUACUAUCGUAAUGACGAAUCCAACGUUUCCAAUAGAAUCAACAUGAUCUCUUCAAAUGACGUACUUAACCGGUAUGAAUCGGGCUCUUUAGCGUUGUUAAAAGCACAGCAAAAGAUCCUGCAACAAUGUGUUCUGCACAUACACGACUCCUUUAGAAACUUGGUGGAACUACCUGAUGUCAAUUAUUCGUUUAAAGCAGAUACUGGUGAAGUGAUGUCAGAUAAUGAAAGCGUUCACACUCGGUCAUUCAAGGAAACAUAG
Molecule: messenger RNA, 495 nt
Organism: Paramuricea clavata
Lineage: Eukaryota; Metazoa; Cnidaria; Anthozoa; Malacalcyonacea; Plexauridae
Source: the annotation of a GenBank genome assembly